Exaiptasia diaphana is the source of this 985-nucleotide messenger RNA. RefSeq lists its product as uncharacterized. NCBI's taxonomy places the organism in Eukaryota, Metazoa, Cnidaria, Anthozoa, Actiniaria, Aiptasiidae. Bases 1 to 846 code for a protein of 281 amino acids. The record is from RefSeq and is a predicted model, not a curated record. The transcript has a single exon.
AUGAGUGCUGAUGAAAGUCAAUGGAGUGCGUAUUAUGAUCAAUACGACUCUCAAAACUACCAAACGAACCCUGGCUAUCUUGGAUACAUGACACAACCGGGUCAAUUCAAUUUCUAUGAAUCGCAAAUGGUUAGCACUCCGCUAGCUCCCGUCAAUAUAAGCCAAGUACAAAAUGGCGCGCAAACCGGUACAGGCAAGGGAAAAGUACCAGCAGCUAAAUCGAAAUCUUAUGAUAUUUUUGAUUUUGAUGAAACAAAGCUGCUAGUAAACUUAUGGGCAGAAGACCACGAUCGCCUAGAGAGCAAGGAUUCAAGAACAACAUGGAGCAAGAUUGUUGAAAUACUCAAUGAGCACUACAAAAACAAUAGAACUGUCGAUAAAUGUAAACGCAGAAUGAAGUAUCUUGUGGACAAAUAUAAAGAGAAAAAGGACUGGAAUAAGAAGCAGUCUGGAGGAAAUUUAAAGAAAUCACCCUUUUACGACGAAAUUGAUGCCGUUCUUGGCGCGAGGCACGUAGUUACCUUCCAACAUGUUGAACAAUCACAAGCCGUACCGAGUACCAGUGACAAAUGUACCGCCUCAACCUCUAAUGAAAGUUCCACUUCUACUAGUAGUACUAACGAUACUAGUAGUACUAACGAUACUGGUCCAAAAAAAAGAAAAAGUCGAAAGCGAAAGAAAACUGCGACUCUAGACAGCGACGAUGAAGAUAAUACUACGAAAUCGCUUAGGGAACAGGGUGAAAAGAUAACAGACGUGAUCGAAAAAAUGAAAGAGACGCAGUCUAAACAAGUCGACAUGAUGGGAAAGUUUAUGGAAGCAAUGUUGAAGAUGAUGUCCAAGUAAAGAAAGUUGAAAACGUUGAAAGUGUAACAAGAAUUUUGGACAUUUUAAUUCAGUUGUGUUAGAGAAUAGUUAACAGGUAUGAUUACAAUUCUAUCAUGUAAGUCUUUACAAUAUACAUGCUGUAUAUUUAUAGAUUGCA